This is a messenger RNA of Candidula unifasciata, 408 nucleotides long. The record is from the annotation of a GenBank genome assembly. Lineage: Eukaryota; Metazoa; Mollusca; Gastropoda; Stylommatophora; Geomitridae.
AUUAUGUACAAGCACGUCAUUGUGGUUGCUCUCAUUGCUGUCUUUGCAAUGGCUGCAACAGUUCAAGGCUAUGGCUACGGUGGAAUCGGCAGUGGAUUGGGAGGCGUCGGUGGAGUCAGUGGCGGAUAUGGUGGAGGAAUUGGUGGAGGAUAUGGUGGAGGAAUAGGUGGAGGUUCUCUCCUUCCUGUAGCAGGUGGAGGAAUUAGAGGAGGUUUUGGUAUUGGUGGCAGAUAUGGUAGUGGAAUUGGCAGUGGAUACGGAGGUGGAUAUGGAAUAGGCGGUGGAUACGGUAGUGGAAUCGGCAACGGAUUCGGCAGUAGAUUCGGCAGUGGAUUCGGCAUUGGAUUCGACAGCGGGUUCGACAGCGAUUUCGACAGUGGAUUUGGUGGAAAACACGGCUACGACUAA